Molecule: messenger RNA, 2974 nt
Organism: Striga asiatica
Lineage: Eukaryota; Viridiplantae; Streptophyta; Magnoliopsida; Lamiales; Orobanchaceae
Source: the annotation of a GenBank genome assembly
UUUAGUUCAAAAAGGCUUUUGUAGAGAGUGAAAAUAGCGUAAACAGAGCUGUUCCUGAAUAAAAAGACAAAAAACAAGUUUAGAAACCCUCUUUAUAGGUUUUUAACUUCCGGCUGUUGUCAAAAAAUUAUCGAAUUUUAAAUAAUUAUUCGAAAGAGGUUGAUCGUGUGACUUGAGAAAAUUUUGUUGAUUCAUGUGGAUUUGUGCCCAUGUACAAACUGCACCUUUGGAAAAGAAUUGUUAGAUGCUAACCACGAGCAAAAACUUCUUUUAAUUCCAUGACUGUUGUAGAGAUGUGAGGAUUUCGGUGACUCCUAUGUUUCUUUUGGUUGGCUAAGUGUUGCAAUUGAUUUGUUGUAUCUCAUAAUUUGUUGAUGUAAUUCUAUCAUGUAAGUGAAACUGUAGUUUGACUGUAUAACUUCACUUUCAAAUUUCAAUAUUUUUUGCACACCCUUCACGUGUACUCGUGUUGCUGUGAGCAGUGAACACAAUCUUUCUCUUGCGUCUCAUUCCUUCUUUCCUUUUUUUUUUCUGCUUUCUUUUCUUAUUUUAUUUUUCUCUUAUGCCUGAUUGUAAUGGAAAAUUUGACCAAUUACAACGAAUCACUUUCUUCCCUAGCCAUCUGCAUCCUUUAUUACAAAUGCAGUUAUAACCUACAAGUUACUCAUUAUUGCGCUUAGUUUUACACUUUUGUUGUCGGAACCAAUGGUACCAGAGGAUUGCACAUGGUAUUUUAAUGCAUUUUCUCUUCUUAACUCGGUUAUGAUGUUGCAUAGGCUGAGACACUUCCCACUGGCUGUGGUAAUUCAGCCUUUUCCAUUUGCUGCUGAUUUUCGUCUGGAAAAAGCUUACGAAGAAAAAAAGAAAAGAAAAGAAAGAGCGAUAUAAAAUAUAAAAAUGAAACGAAGACGUGGGAGCAAGAAAGGACGGACAAAGAAGCCGAAGCUGGGUAGCACAGAUGACGGGGCUUCGAAUGCUGUUAGUCCAAAUACGGAUGACAAUGACUCUGGGCCAGACGAGUCUGACCACGAAGAGGAUAUCUCUGGAGUUGAUGCUGAUGCUGAGGCUGAGGCUGAGGCUGAGACAGAACCCGAGGUGGCUAAACCUCCUCCUGAAACCAUUCAGCCCGAAAAACCUGUAAAUACUGAUAUUUUAAGUCGGCCAAUCAGUAACACGUUUGGUAAGGCAGUGUAUACGCGCGUGAAAGUGAGGAUCAAGACUUCGAAAAAUUUGGAUUCCCAACGUGCCUCCUCUGAUGCCCCCAUUCAGAUUGAUACCGGAAAGAGUGGAUUCCAGUUGGGUUUGGAAAAACAAGAGGUUCCUGGGGAGAAAAGGGAGGACAGUGCAAACUCUCUGUCCGAGACAAAUGGGGGUGGGUCCGGAAAUACUUCUCAAAAGUCGUUGGGCAUAAAGAUUAAGUCCAAGGGAUUGGGUUCAACGUGUAUGAGCCCGUGCAGCAAUACUGAAACCGUCAAGGGAGAUAGGGUAGAAAAGAAGGAUACAGAGUCACUUCAGCAGGAGUCGAGAUCCAAUGAGCAAGAGUUGAAAGCUGCACUGGAGGUGAUAAAAAAAGUGAUGAAGAUGGAUGCAGCUGAGCCCUUCAAUGCUCCAGUGAACCCUGUUGCUCUUGGGAUACCGGACUAUUUUGAUGUCAUCAAGACACCGAUGGAUUUCGGUACGAUAUGCAAUAACCUUGAGAAAGGUGUGAAGUACAAGAACUCGGAGGAUGUCUUCAAAGACGUACAGUAUAUAUGGGAGAACUGUUACAAAUACAAUAAUAAAGGUGAUUAUAUAGUGGAGCUUAUGAGGCGGGUGAAGAAGAGCUUCACUAAGUAUUGGACGGCUCUUGGUUUAUUCAAUGAUCAGCCUCAGGAAAAUAAUGGUAUUGUUCUUCUCGUUUAUGCUAUUCCUCUUCGUUCUCUGGGUUCAGAAAGCAAUGCAGUAAAAGAGCUCAGUCCUUCAAGUGAAGGGAAUACGCCAGUGGAUGGUGGUGCCUUGAACCUCUCAGGCAAAAAGUUCCAUGGGCUUAAGAAGCACAAGGAAGGUUGCCAGUGUGCAAUUUGUGUAAUGAUGCGCCGUAGACAGGAAAGAGAGGAGAUUGCUCGUAUGAUGGGUGGUCAGACUGAAGGCAGUGAUGAUGACUCCAUGGGUGAAGAAGAUAAUAAGCCAAAUGGGAUCUCACGUGGAGGCAGUCCUUUUGGUGAAUAUGCCUCGUCAAAUAUGGAGAACUCAUCUGAUGCAGAGACUGGAAGGAGAGGGCAAGAAAUGAAAUUGGGACACAUCAGAAAUUUCUAUGGUCAGCACUUGGAGAAUGCUGGAAAACGAGAGGGGUCUCAGGAUUUGCAGGUGGGUCAUGACAGCCUCCAUUAUUUGGCCUCACACGAGACUUGCAAAGAUAAUGGAAAUGCUGCUACCAACCAGGAGAUGCCUAAGGAGGCACUGGAUAAGAAUCAGAGGGCUAAAAUGUUGGAGAAUCUCCGUUAUCUGGACAAUCCAAUGCUUUUGGAUUUAUACGGGACUCUGUUUGUGGAUAGUUCGAGGUCUUUUUGGAAUGGACCUCAUUCAUUGAGUGGUGGCACCAAACGAAGGAGUUCUUUAAGUUCAGCUAUUGCGUCAUUAAUGAAGUAAUAGCUGCUUGGCAUUUGAUUUUUGUUAUUCACAUUACAAGGGCGUUAGUGAUUGUGCUCUUUUUGCAGGAGAUAAUGUAAUAAGAUGAUAACUUGGUAUUGUUGGAACCAAUACACACAAUAGCCUUUUAUAAGUUUGAAAUGAAUAGAUUGUGAUGUCACACCUUAUUAGAAAUUCAGUGUCUUUUUCUUUUUUUUUUCUUUUUCUUUUUUUGUUCUUUUCUGGUCCUGUUGUUUAGUUUCUUUUAGAUUCCGAAUGUAGGCUUAUGUUUUGUAAAUCUGCGAGAAUCCAAUUAUCAUUACUUGUUUAUGAAUGUUAUGACUUUCUUUUUCAUUGUUAAUGUUGG